AUGGCAGUAGCGAUGCAAAAUAAGGAGGUGGCAGCGCAUCUAGGCAACCUGCACGAGCCCAUGAUGAGGGCGCUGUAUCGAUGUCGACAGAACGUGUCCGAUCCAGAGAUUCUAAAGACCUUGAACAUCGUGUUAAGUCGGUUCCAGCUCGCUGGCAUAUCGUAUCAGCCACAUCUCUUGUUCAUGGCGUUGAAGUUUGCCGCCAGGGCAAGAAGCUUACCGGCAAUGAAGAGACACUUGAAAGCCAUCCGUGAAGCUGGUCUUCCCAUGUCAAGCAAUCUCUUCCGUUCUGUUAUUGCCAAGUUCAGCAUUGGUCAUCGGGGCCUGGGCGAGAUCAGGAAUGGUCGUUGGAGGCGGCGGGACCUGCAACAAGUUAUCAAGGGAUUCGAAGAUGCCAAGGAUCUGCCGCCCGAACAACAGUACCACUUCGGCUCUUUCCUGGACCGCACAGAUUGGCAAUACCUGCACGGAUGGAUUGCUGUAUUGGCUCGAUGUAGAGACAGUGAUGCCGUCUGGGAAGAAUACGAGCUCUGGAAACAAAGCGAUUCAUGCAACAACCCGAAGAAACUGCUCCUCAAACAUUCCAACAAGACGAUGACAAGCAAAACCCGAGGCGACCUGUGGUUCAUCGAACAGAUGUUGUGCUGCGGAGACGCGGCGCGGGCUUGGAAGAUCAUCGCCGAAACUGACACCGAGUUCCACCUUCUCAAGCCAACGGUGAAAGAUCGGCUUCUGGAUAACAUUGAAUACGCCACUGUAUGGACCCAGGAGGUGAGAGAUGAAAUGAUUCGCAAAUACGAUCGCGAUCUGCAUGAGAUAGAGCAGGCUUUCGGGGUCAAGUGGGUUAGGACCGGUCCCGAUGGCGAAGGUCAGCAUGAACUCUACAUGGAUCAGGAGGAAGCCCUCGACAAAUUGGGGGACGAAAAAUGGAAGCAGAAUGAAGAACACGGAUAUCCCUAUGAUUCUGACGGGCUAGUCCCUGACGAAGAGCGAGCUCUUCGUGACGCAGUCGAAGGGAACGCGGUCAAAUAG
Molecule: messenger RNA, 1032 nt
Organism: Lecanosticta acicola
Lineage: Eukaryota; Fungi; Ascomycota; Dothideomycetes; Mycosphaerellales; Mycosphaerellaceae
Source: the annotation of a GenBank genome assembly